Oncorhynchus nerka (sockeye salmon) is the source of this 1178-nucleotide messenger RNA. RefSeq names its product cytochrome c oxidase subunit NDUFA4-like. Lineage: Eukaryota; Metazoa; Chordata; Actinopteri; Salmoniformes; Salmonidae. The transcript is spliced from 4 exons. The coding region runs from base 197 to 445 and encodes 82 amino acids. The record is from RefSeq and is a predicted model, not a curated record.
CUCUCUCUCCAUAGCUGCAGACAGAAACAGACUGGUUCAAACACAACUCUGCUGUACAUAUAUCUACACAGGGAGCUGCUUUCACAUGGACAUAAAAGCAUUAGAGACUUCGUAGAAAAUAUAAUUUGUUUGUAUUUACAUUUUGUUGGACUUUUGUUUAUUUGUGUGUGUAGGUGUUGUAGGAUCUGGGAUAAACAUGCCGAUUAGGACAGUGAUUACGCAUGCUAAGAAACAUCCAGGGCUCAUCCCUCAGUUCUUCUUCUUGGUACUGGGCAUGACUGGGGCUUCCUGCUAUCUGAUCCGUCUGGCCAAGGGACCCCAUGUCAGCUGGAACAGAAAGAACAAUCCUGAGCCUUGGAACACAUACGGUCCAAACUAUCAGUACAAGUUGGUGGCCGUCAACACGGACUACAAGGCUCUAAAGAAGGAGGGCCCUGACUUCUAAAGGUCCUUCAGGCAACUCCAGGGGCACCACGUUUGGCAGGACCUCCUGUCAUCCUAGUGGCAGGGUGGGGCCAGCCUGAGCCUCGCUCGGUCGGGUUCUCAGUCUGUCUCCUCCGCUGCCUCUUAACCAGCUACAUCACUAUAGUGAAAAAAAAACUUUUCUUACACAACCCGGAAGUCAUACAUCCGUCUCCAAACACCUGUGUUAUAUAACCGUCUCCUCUUCACACACUACAACACUGUUCAUUAAAGCCAUCUUUUCACAAUGCACAACCCUCAAGUGACGGAACAGCCUCUUUCAACACACCACACUAGUGUUGUAUACAUCUCUGUACAUGCAAUGUCACCUUCUCUGUAAAACGUACAACCCUCUCCAACCCUAAAGUGAUGGAACAGCCUCUUUCAACACACCACACUAGUGUUGUAUACAUCUCUGUACAUGCAAUGUCACCUUCUCUGUAAAACGUACAACCCUCUCCAACCCUAAAGUGACAGAACAGCCUCUUUCAACACACCACACUACUGUUGUAUACAUCUCUGUACAUGCAAUGUCACCUUCUCUGUAAAACGUACAACCCUCUCCAACCCUAAAGUGAUGGAACAGCCUCUUUCAACACACCACACUAGUGUUGUCUCUGUACAUGCAAUGUCACCUUCUCUGUAAAAUGUACAACCCUCUCCAACCCUAAAGUGAUGGAAGCUUGAAAACAAAUGCAUUAAAAGAUGACAUGGAA